Fusarium musae is the source of this 2085-nucleotide messenger RNA. RefSeq lists its product as uncharacterized. The transcript has 2 exons. The coding region runs from base 1 to 2085 and encodes 694 amino acids. The record is from RefSeq and is a predicted model, not a curated record. Lineage: Eukaryota; Fungi; Ascomycota; Sordariomycetes; Hypocreales; Nectriaceae.
AUGCAAGUUCAUCCAGCUCAGUAUAUUGCGCCUAUUGCCCAGCCUUCCGCAGCACGAGCUCCUGUCUCAGAUCAGGCACCAGCGAUCUCCAUGCCUCCAGCGGGUUUCAGAAACAUCUUGAACUCAGCAGGGGAUGGGAGUAACCGCUACCAAAAGCUUGGCAAUCAGGGAGACACCAAGGCUUCCGGCCCGUUGACAAACGAAGUGCAACGCCUACAGAAGCAUAUUGAAGCCAAGAUGGCGGAUUUGGCCGAGGAGCCCAACAGCAGAAUCUUGCGUCGCGACCUCCGCCGCCUUCAAGACAGACUGAACCUUGCCCUCAACAAGGCUAUCACAGCGAGCAGAAAGUCUCACGCGAGACAAGUAUCGCUCUCCACUUUUAGCAGCUUUUCUCAACCGGCCCCUGAUAGUCAUAAAACUGCACAAGAAAAAGACUUUCAGCAGAGCCGGAAGCGAGAGCAAUGUGGCCAACGAGAUGUGAGUCCUCAGCGCAUCGAACGCCAUCACGUUUGCACGGAGUGUGGAAACACUCGGUCAGCGCUUUACCACAAGAGGUUUCCUGUUGGCCCAGGACCAUCCACUAAGAUUAAUCUCUGCGAAAGCUGCCGAGAGAUGGAAUACAAACGAGGUGUCAUUCGUCAAUACCACUUCUGUUCCAAUUGUGGAAGCGCGAGGUCCAAGGCAUUUCAUGCCCAGCACCCAGUCUUUCCGGGGGAGCCAAUCUUCACAAACUAUUGCGAUGCCUGUGUGCUGGAGUUCCACUACAAUGGAAGUCUGCCAGACGACUCUGUAAUUGGACUGGCCCCCAGACUGAAGGACCACAUAGCCAGGCGAGCUGCCAUUAAGAAGGAAGAUGACAUGGAUUCUCUGACUGUAAAUCGCCAUCGGAAUCGCAAGAAAGGAGAACGGAAUGUCUCCAUUGACCAGAACGAGGCCACCGAGUACGAGAAAGCGGCUUCUACAGUCGAGAAGGUCCGUGGAAGGUGUCCUGAACCACGAGAGGCCAGAGGCACUGUCAUUUCCCCGGAGUCUUCUUACUGUCCCUCGAGAAAUACAGGGUCUUCCGGCCGCCGAGCAGAGCGGAAGUCAUCGAGAGAAACCAACACUGAUCCUCCUCCUCCUCUCCCUCAGAAGGAAAGCGAAAAGCGUCCUCGGAAUUACCAGGCACCAUAUGUUGAAGACUCGGUUUCGACGGCUCACUCUAAAGGAGAUAUGCACAUUAAUAGCCACGAAGGCGAAAUGGCUGGCCAGAAGUCUGCGAACAAGGUUUACGAGCCAUGGAAAACUCUUCCGCAUGACUUUGUCCUCAAGUCCGCAAUGGCCAGUGAUCGCUCGUCUUCAGACGGCUCUGGAAAAAUUCGAAAUGCCACAGAAAAAGAACCGUGUCGACAGCGCGGGAAGUCUCUUGACUCUGAACGAUCUGACCCGAGCUCCUCCAGGUCAUCCGGUAGUAAGACUGUGAGAUUCAAGAAGUCUGUUGAUGUUCGUACUCCAUUGACUUACGAGGGAAAUACUGAGUUCUCGGAGCCUGAGUCUCCCACCAGAAUGAGGCUGCCAGGAUCUCCUCUCAUCUCACGCCAGAAACCAUCAUAUUACAACAGCUAUUCUCCUGAAAGAAAGGCCACAGACAAGUACCUUCAUCCUCACUAUGGCCAAACUUCGAGGAAUAGUUCUGUACCCAAGCACGAAAGCUUGCGGACACCAGACGACUUUCAGCCAGGAGCACCUUCGAAGGGCUACUCCCAGGGUGCUUUCAGCAAAGAUUUUGAUAACGGCGCAGACUGGGAUUCCUUUCGAAAUCCUGCGUACUCAUGCGUAGAGCAGUAUGCAGAUGACAGCCCCCUGCCUGAACAUCAUGAGACAGACGAAGGAUUCCAGGCGCCCAUCCCCAAGUUUCACGACUACAGCUACCAUGAUCAGUGUAUGGAGUCCACCGCCUCUCUCCCAUCCCGUACAUCUUCAGGGAGCGUGUUUUCGUCCUUCUUCAAGAAGAAAAAGAACAAGUCAUCUUCUGUUCCCCCAGGCGUUCGAGCAGGCUCAUACCCACCAAGUCACAACUUUAACGAGACUGCCAGAGACAAUUAG